UGCGCAUGGAGCCGGCCUCAAAGCAAGCGUCGUCGCCGCGGAGAUAGAGCGGCGGCCGGUCUGAGAGGUUGCGCAUGCGCACUGGAGUUUCCCGCGCCCCGCGGGGCAGUUAGGAGCGCGUGAGGCUCGAGGGCGCUUUGAGGAGCACUUGGGAAGAUGAUGAAGAAAACGUUUGCCCCUCCGGUGGCAAAACCCCAUGUCCUUUCUUUGAGGGAAGGCCCUGAGCAUCAUGGGAAGAAGGAGGAUGCGAGGGCAAAAGAGGCCAUUACCUACCUGCUGAGCCAAGGGUCGAGCGACUCGAUCAAAACAAAACUGAAAGAGGGCCAUCCAGACACUGAUGUGCAGCGGUGGAAGAAAUCUAGGGUAGCAAAGGAAGAGGAUACAGGCCACGUGAAAGAUCCAGCAACACCCCGAGAUGUAGAAAAGAGACCCAAAAGGAACUCAAGCAACGCGUCAGCUAAGGAGAUGUGUCACCUCACCGACUUGCAGUUCGAGGAAAUUGUCCAGAGUGUGCUGCAGAAGUCCUUGCAAGAGUGCAUGGAAGAGUCCAAGAGGACAUUUCACCAGGCAGAAGCUACCGCAGCGGCAGAACCACAAGGUUUAAAGAAGGAGACUUUUGAAACAUCCCUGCCUGCAGGGAAUUUGGUCCAGCACAGCGAUGAGCCAAAAGGAACAGCCUCUGCCGUGGACCUAAAAGAGCCUCUGCCCAAAGCAAAGAAACGCAAUAAGCUUUCUUUAAACAAGAUGAGAAAGAAAAUGCCAGAUGAGAGCACGGAAGCAAACAAAGAAAGGCAUAAACGUCACCGGAAAGGAGAGCCGAAGAAAAUAGUUCAGGGCUACACCCUGAUCGCUGACCAAGAGGAAACGGAGGAAGGAGGAGAAAGCACUUUCAAUCAGUGCGUGGCGUGGGUCCAAUGUUCUUAUCCCAGCUGUGAGAAAUGGCGGCGUCUUAGCAGCGAUACGGAUCCCUCCGUUCUUCCCGAAGACUGGACGUGCAGCCAAAACACAGACCUGCAGUACAAAAGCUGCGAUGUACCCGAGGAGAUGUGGUUGGGAUCUGAAAACGAGGUCGUCUAUGCUACCUACGUGCCUGGGUCAAUCAUAUGGGCCAAACAGUUUGGCUAUCCAUGGUGGCCUGCCAUGGUGGAGUGUGACCCUGACAUCGGGGAGUAUUUCCUCUUUUCAUCCCGGUUGGAUUCUCUUCCUUCCAAGUACCAUGUGACGUUUUUCGGCGAAUCUGUCAGCCGCGCCUGGAUCUCUGCACCCAUGCUGAGGAACUUCCAUGCGUUUUCCACAGAGAGCCUGGGUUUGAAGACGCUCAGGAGCAAAGAUUCCCGCCAGAAACUGGACUCUGCUGUGAGGAUGGCGAAGGAAGCCGAGCGGAUCAGCAUUCAGGAGAGAGUGAUGAGAUUUGGGUUCAUCAGUCGAUCCGGUGAGGGAGGAUUGCUAGAAGCUCACGAGGACUCGGAAGAGCUAUUCAACGUGGCUAGUGAGGAGAAGCAGCCCUGCGAUGGAAAUGAGAAUAUGGUUGCGACUUCAGAUUUCAAGGAGAAAACCUUUCUGAAAGGCCUUAAGAAGAAGUUCACCGUUCCGGGAAGCAACAGCUCAGGAUCCAGCCAGCCCAAACCGCCAGCAAGAGGCAACAGAGUUAACCUGACGCUGUCCUGUCAAGACAGCUUGAAGCUGGAGCUGGUGAAGAUGUUACAGGUGAAAGACAAUACCACCAGGAGCCACCCACGGUCAAGUAGCAGUGAUGAGAUCUUUGAGGAAUUCCAGGAAGUGGGGGAGCUGGAGAAGGCCAAGGAAGCACGUGGGAGCCAGGAAGCGGAGAAAAACGAAUCGUCUGAAGAGUGUUCCCUGGUCUUGUUUGAAGAAUAGCCAUUGAAAUAACAAACCUGCCACGGGGCACCAGAGCUACCUCCCUGAAGGUUGUGGAGAUUAGAGAAAAAUUAGAAAGCGCUCCAGAAAAGUGGCCGCUAGGAAAUUCAAUCUAGUUUAAACUUGAUUUAUGUUUGAUGAAGAUCUGAGACCAUUGGGACAGCAGACAUGGAUUUUAACAUCCAGCUCUGGCUGUAAAGGUUUCCCUCUCCUCCUUCUCAAAUAUUCAUCUGUAAAGAUGGGGGGAAAAAUCCACAAUAAGUGAUUUGACCUCCUUUCUUAAAACUUAGGGUGCUGGAUCUUGUUUAAUUCUUCCAGCCUCGUGUAGUGUGUCAUUUCCUUAGAUUCCAUUGGCAAUGAAUGAUUUUUAAAAACAAAACAAAACAGUUUUUGAUCACUCAAGGAAUUGGUUGAUGGGGGUUGGCUGACGGGGUCAGAUCCUCAGCUGGCGUACAGCGUCGUCAAUGGAAUUACACGGAUUUACAUCAGCUAUAGAUAGACCCCUGUGUAUACAUGGUUGCAUUUAUGUGUAAAAGUGGUACAUUAAGGCUGAGAUUUCCAAAGUUGCCUGAUGAAUAUGGAUGGUAAAAUCUACAGGAACUGGGUAUCCAGAUCUGAAAGCAUUUGGCAUCAUCAGAGUCCUUGAUCUAGAUUCCCAUGUUACUGUUCUAUAAUCUGUUAUGUUCUAACUCCAGUGAUACCUGGAUUUCCUAGUUGCUACUGUUGAGUUUAACUAGUUACUGGAUUUGUGGUUUUAUGUUUAUCUGUUACAAACUUGUAAAAAAGACUGGCUUGUAUUCAUCCACUAGGGUGAAAUUUGCCCUGUAGAGAGAACCAACCCAUAAAUUAGACAUAAAUAGACUUUAUCCACAGAGAUAAAUUACACUCAGAGAGUUUAGCCCAAGUUAAGGGUUGAAUAAAGGUGGCAGAACUAGGACUUAAGGAGUUUAUGGCUGUGACCACCAUCAGGUUAAACACUCGUUUACAUGUUAAUAAAAUCCUGCAGUCGGGCUGGGUUCUUGUUACCUGGAUGUAGAUAAGCUAAAGUGUGAUUAAAAAUCCAGUUCUUGGUUCAUUACA
Trachemys scripta elegans is the source of this 2958-nucleotide messenger RNA. RefSeq names its product zinc finger CW-type and PWWP domain containing 1 (gene ZCWPW1). The record is from RefSeq and is a predicted model, not a curated record. Gene Ontology annotation, cellular component: nucleus. Gene Ontology annotation, molecular function: zinc ion binding. Lineage: Eukaryota; Metazoa; Chordata; Testudines; Emydidae. Bases 157 to 1878 code for a protein of 573 amino acids. The transcript has 15 exons.